UUUAGUUUUAGAUAAAAAUAAAAAUAUCGACAAAGAUCACUGAGAACAAAGUCAAAACAAAACAACUCAUAACUGUAAACAGAUGGCUCUUAAACGUUUGAAUAAGGAAUUACAAGAUAUAACAACAGACCCACCACCAGGUUGUUCUGCAGGGCCAGUAGGAGAUGAUUUAUUUAAAUGGGAAGCAUCAUUAACCGGUCCAGAAGACAGUCCGUAUAAAGAUGGUAUAUUUUUCCUCUCAGUACAGUUCCCUACAGAUUAUCCUUUUAAGCCACCAAAAGUAGGAUUUAAAACAAAGAUAUAUCAUCCAAACAUAAAUAGUAGUGGAGCUAUAUGCUUAGAUAUUCUAAGAUCUCAAUGGUCACCAGCAUUAACAGUAUCAAAAAUUUUAUUGUCACUGCAUGCCUUAAUGACAGAACCAAACCCAGAUGAUCCAUUGAUGCCUGAUAUAGCCAAGUUAUACAAGACUGAUAGGAAAAAAUACAUGCAGAAUGCUCGGGAAUGGACCAGAAAAUAUGCUACCUGAUCAGAUUUCAGAUCUAAUAAAUAACUGUGAUAAUUUAUUUUAAUGAAUCUGACUGAAAAUGUUUACGACAAAUCAUCAUGUGUUUGUGAAAUAUUGUAUACCCCCUUUUUAAAAAAAAAAUAAGAUACAAAUGUUUUGGUUUUUCAUUUUGUUUUGUUUGUUUCAGUAAUACAUUUGUAAUAUCUGUCAUUUCUCAUGUGUAAUUAGUGUGAACAUUUAUAUUGGACAAAAAAAGGGAAUUCAUUUAUUUUAUGACUGUUUAUUUCCGUAAACAUGAGCUUUAUUUAGAAUAAAUCCUUAUUGACAAAAGAUGAAAAGAUAAAAAACUUUUAUAGAAGUAACGGUUGUAUAACUUUCCUAUUUAUACAUAUCAAUAUUUACAUCUUUUAUCGUUCCUAUUUUUGCCUUGUUUAAUUAUGUUUUCUACAAGUCGACAAUUUCAACCAGUGCAGUAAUACUAUUGAACAUUUACAACGUCAAUGAAAACACCAUAUAUAUGUUAUACUUGUUGUAAAUAUUGUGGUAUGAAGUCAUUUAAAACAGUAUUCUGAUUCUUAUAUUCACAAUAGAUAUCAAUGUACAUUAAAAUAAUAAAAAAUCUUUUCUAAA
Messenger RNA from Mytilus californianus (California mussel), 1135 nucleotides. Its product is annotated as ubiquitin-conjugating enzyme E2-17 kDa-like. Gene Ontology annotation, biological process: ubiquitin-dependent protein catabolic process; protein polyubiquitination. The transcript has 6 exons. Gene Ontology annotation, cellular component: nucleus. Lineage: Eukaryota; Metazoa; Mollusca; Bivalvia; Mytilida; Mytilidae. Gene Ontology annotation, molecular function: ubiquitin conjugating enzyme activity. The record is from RefSeq and is a predicted model, not a curated record. Bases 83 to 526 code for a protein of 147 amino acids.